AAGCAUUUCAGAAAAGGACUGCGAGUGAAGGCUUCUGAAAGAUCCUGGGACUUUACCCCACCCUCUACACUAAUUGGGUACAGUCCACCGAGUUGGCGUGGGGGGCGGGGGUUGUUGUCUUGACAACAGAUCUCAUUGGCCUGUCAAAGUGAAACUGUUGGACGAUUGGCUGCGAAGCUUUCCAGAGGCCUGCCCCGGUCGCUGAUUGGAUGAGGGGCAGCCAAACUCCCCCCACUCCUUUCCCGCAGGGUUCUGUUGCUCGGCAACCGAUUUGCGACCUCCAGCGAAGCGGGCACCCAUUUACACCUGUGAAACGUAAACUACCCGACUAACGAGGGCCCCACGCUGCUCUGAGCUUACACCUCUCCCGCUCGCCGCCGCACGGAAGACACGGGUUGUGCCAGGUGCUCAUCCAAGUUUGCCUUGAGACCAGGCUGUGGGCUGGCACGGCGGUCGCACACCGCAGUUGAGCACGUGCCCGGUUUCCUUCUUGAAGUCAGAGGAGAAAAAAAAGUCACUGUUCUAUGUCCAAUUUAGAGCCACUUCUGUUGGGAGGACACAGCGUUCUGGGGCUCUAGAAAACAAGAUUUAUGUCGGAGUGGGAGAGUGACCGGUAAUCUCAGACAUCUGUCUCAGAGUGCAGCCUAGGAGUGUGGGGACAAGUGCCAGGCCCUUUGCUGCCUUAUCAUGCACCGCAGGGCUUACUUCUUGCUGGAAAGAGACUUCCAAGAGUUGAAGGAGAACAAUUUUAAGGGUAUUACUGCCUUUCCUGUAAGUGAAGAUCUGAUGGAAUGGGGAGCUAGUAUUCAAGGUCUACAGAAUACAGUUUGGCAAGGAUUAUUCUUCCAACUGACAAUAAAUUUUACAUCGGAGUACAAUUUGGUCCCUCCAGUUGUGAAAUUCUUAACAAUUCCUUUUCAUCCAAAUGUAGACCAAAAUACUGGUCGGGCCUGUAUAGAUUUUUUGGACGACCCUGCUAAGUGGAAUACAAGCUAUACAUUGAGCAGCAUUCUAUUUACCCUCCAGGUUAUGCUUUCGAAUCCAGUGCUAGAAAAUCCAGUGAAUUUGGAAGCAGCCCAAAUGCUGAUUAAAGAUGAAUCUCUGUACAAACAAAUAGUUCUAAGAUUUUUCAACCAACCAUCACAAUUGAGAGAUGACAGGCCUGAGUCACUUAAAGAUCCAGAUAAAUUUAUCAGAUCAACUAAGGCAGUCUCAUUUAAUGAUUACUACAAGACAUGGUCUGGAAUAGCCACAUCCAAAGCCACAGAGUAUUAUAGAAGUCCAUGUAAGAGCCCUGGACUGCAGUCUUCUUAAAAGCCAGAAGGAAAGAUAGACUUUUGGAGGAAUAAAAGAUGAAGUCCUCAGUCUCAUGAGGCUUACUUUACUCCCUUCACCCCAAAAAGAAGCCUUCAUAGCAAGAGGAGCCUUUUUGAUUCUAAACACAAUUAUCCUCAAAGCCAGAGAGAGUAUUAAGUAGAAAGACAACAAGAAAACAUAUGAGCCUAGGGCUUUCAGUGAUCAACCUAGGGACGAAUCACCUGUUGCCAUCAUACAUUAGGAGCCAAAAAGGCAAAAGCGGAGAGCCAGACAGCUUACUGGUCUUAUUUAAUUGAAUCUUUUGUGUGCUGUUUAAUUAUUUGGAUCCAAGUAGGUUAUCCAGUCUGUCCUGCUAAAAUGAUGCAUUCUGAAGUUACCCAUGACAUCCUAACUCCCAGGCUCAGUGAUAACUUUCUUUUUUAAUUUUAAGUGGGCUCCUCGCCCGGUGUGGUGCUCAAACUCACAACCCUGAGAUCAAGAGUCGCACCAACCGAGCCAGCCAGGCGCCCCAACCUUUUAGUCUUUAUCUUUACUUGUACUCUUGUUUGCUAUGCCUUCCUUGAGUUAGAUGACACCAUCAUCCAUGGUUUGUCUCCUCCCCUCCUCAGUGCUCCCCUGCCUCUUUCUUUAGCAAAAACUUUUUUUUAUUAGAGAGAGAGAGAGAGAGAGAGAGAGACAAAGCACAUGCGAGUGGGGGAGGGGCAGAAAGGGAACAAAAGAGAAAGAGAAUCCCAAGCAGGCUUUACACUCAGCUUGGAGCCCGACAUGGGGCCCAAUGCGGGUAUGAUCUCACGACCAUGGGAUCAUGACCCAAUGGGAAGUUAAGAGUCAGACACUCAACUGACUGAGCCACCCAGGCACCUCUAGCAAAAUCUUCUUCAUUCAGUUCUCUCUGCCCACUC
Molecule: messenger RNA, 2219 nt
Organism: Panthera uncia (snow leopard)
Lineage: Eukaryota; Metazoa; Chordata; Mammalia; Carnivora; Felidae
Gene: UBE2U
Product: ubiquitin conjugating enzyme E2 U
Exons: 8
Coding region: 688-1314 (208 amino acids)
Source: RefSeq, a predicted model, not a curated record